Molecule: messenger RNA, 453 nt
Organism: Wickerhamiella sorbophila
Lineage: Eukaryota; Fungi; Ascomycota; Dipodascomycetes; Dipodascales; Trichomonascaceae
Exons: 1
Coding region: 1-453 (150 amino acids)
Source: RefSeq, a predicted model, not a curated record
AUGCCGAACCGGCGCAUGUCUAUGCGGUUGGCCACGAUUGUUGAAGCGUCACCUCCGUCCCGCUCGCCGAAAAAGCCCCCGCGUCGUAUGUCGCUAGGCGUCAACAUACCGGUUGACCAGCGGCCGCCUCGCAAGGCGCCCAAAGAAGCGGACCAAUGUACGAGUUUCAACAUCGGGACCAUGGCCAAGCCCCUGAAUCCAGUUACGCCUGCCUCUGAAUGGCGGCGGAAGUCAUUAGAUUUUGGGAAAAGUACUAUGCUACAAAAAACACUACAUGCUCGCCGGCAGAGCUUGCCAUGUCGAAGUAGGGAGAUGAAGGAAAUUAGAACAACAGCUAUUACAAACCCUACAAACGACCGUGCUGCACGACGCAAAGGAACAUCCAAAGGGGACCAACGCAUUCCAAGCUAUGCCCGACCGACAGCGUCAUCUCUACGCCACCGCCGAACCUAA